Molecule: messenger RNA, 18105 nt
Organism: Manduca sexta (tobacco hornworm)
Lineage: Eukaryota; Metazoa; Arthropoda; Insecta; Lepidoptera; Sphingidae
Source: RefSeq, a predicted model, not a curated record
AUUUAACACAUGCAACACUUACUUUGACAACACCAUUACGAAAACACAAGCGCAUAAAUGUCUCCCCGCGAUAUUUUCUUGAGAAAUGACUUCUACAAAUGAUGGAAAAGACGUGAAAAGUAAUCAAACAAGUGGCCAAAAAGGCAAAACAUAUUAUAUCGAACUUUACAAGACCUUGGAGGCGGGCCUCAGCGGCGAAUGCAAGCUCCGCGAGCGCACCCGGUUCCUGUGCGAGGCGUGGCGGCGCGUCUACACGCUCUGCCACCACUCCGUGCCGUCCACGCAGGCGCACCUGCUCAGCUGGCUGCAGAGGCACACCUCCAAGACACUGUUACAGACGGAAUGGCAAUCGCCAACGAGUAAAGAUGAACAAGCCAAACUCGACGAGGCGAUCAGCGCGUUCAUAUCGGAGUGUCGCAAUGAGGCGGACGCAAAGAAGGCCGAGGGUCCGCCGUGGCAGACUCAGCUGGUGCAGCGCGGCCAGUGGUUCCAGAAGAUCCUGUCGAACCCGUGGGGUCAUCCCGUUUUGAAGAGGCUGCUGGAUCAGCAGGCUGAGUCGCCCACUGACGAGGAAGUUCUAGAAUGGCUGAAGGAGGAGCGCGGCGUGAUGUUCCUGACGCGGCUGCGUCAGCUCGCGACGUCGAAGUGCGACGACAUCGCGCUGACGCUCGCCUCCGCCGUCAUGGACCGCGUGCGCAAGGGCAUAGAAAUAGUGCCCGACGCGGAUCAGGUUGAAGAUUUAAAAGAUAAACCAAACCCAGACAGGACGACGCCCUCGUUCGCAGACAUACUCAAGGCAGAGGCGGGGUUCACGGUGGACGUAUGGGAACUCCUCACUGAUAUAGAGUUUGUGUUACUGCACAAGGGUGAUAAGCGGUCGCAAUGCAUCCAGCUGGCGAAACAGACACCUCUACGGCAUGGUUGUCACCUGGUGGAGAGGUUAAACAGCCGGCUUGAGACGUCGCCGCGCGAUAAGAAACUGUGGAAAAAUGCCAAAGAAGUCGCCAUACUCAUCGCACAGGUGGUGGUGGCGCGGUGCAUGGUGGUGGCGGGGUGCGCGGGCGCAGUGCGCAGCGCGCUGUACUGGUGCGCGCGCGUGCUGGCGCGCACGCUGCCGCCGCGCCGCCUGCACGCCGUGGCCGCGUCGCUCGCCGCGCCCGCCAUCACCGCCAAGCAUCUGCACAUGCUCGCCGCCGCCGUGCACGCGGAGCUCAAGGGCAAUAAAGACAUGAUACCGUUCAUGUGUGAACUUUAUGUGCGCGCCAUCACGGCGGGCAUGAACGAAUUGGAGAGACUCAAAUUGAAGACUGAAAUGGAAACGGAAGCCCGUUCCGCGGAACAGACACUAGCGUCGUGGUUCACGCAGCUCGGCGCGCUGCUGUCGACGAGUGACCGCAUACAGUGCGAGUGCACGCUCACCGCCUUCUCCGUGCAUCCCUCGCCCACCAUGUACGAGAAGAUAAAGGCGGCGCCGACUUUGCCGCCCGUCGCGCUGGACCACCUCGAACCAAAAGAAGAGACGACGUCAGAUUUCGGCAGUUGGGCGAACGACAGCCGAUCGAUGACGAAUCUAGUUAAAACCUCAGAGACACUCAACUUGAAACAGACACUGCACCAGGCGAACGUGCUCUCCACGGCGAUACUGACGGAGGGCGAAGGCCUGGGGCUCGACCCGGACAUGUGCCAGGAUAUAGCUGUGCUGCUGUCUGGACCUCGGCUAAAGACCCUGUCGUGGGACAUGGAUAGGGAGUUACUGCUGGAGAACUGUCGGGCCUACAUGGAACGCACCAGCGGCGGCACCAGAGCGGUCACCACUGAGCUCAAGUACUUGAAACUGGACCCCAAGGCGUUCCAGCAUCUGCCAGAAGAGAAUGAUGACGAGAAUGACAUGUUCUAUGGCAUUGAGAAAGGUUACGAACACCUGGUGGAAUUUCAAGAGCCGGAUGACGUUUGGGAGGGAGAGUUCAUACAAUCGGAAAUAGUCGAUAGUCCAUACGAAAGCAGCCAAGAUUCCGAAAUAACAUCAAUAAGACGAAAAAAGAAAAGUAAAAAUGUUCUGAAGAGCUCGGAUGAAGAUUCGGAUCCUCUCAGCUUCAUGGCAGAGGCAAAAAGACAGGAGAAGAAAAAAGUGAGACCUCACAGCAAAGAGAGAAGUAAAGAACGGCGGAAGAAAAAGUCUAAUGAAGAUCCCCUAGGAUCCAGAGAUGGUAGCCAGGAUAGCAGGACCGAGUCGAACAGUAAGGAGAAGAAAAAAGAGAAGAAGCCAAGGAAAAAGAGAGAGGGCCAGCUGAAAAACAAGUCACUAGCUCAUCUCGUGGGCAUGAAAGUUACUAACAUGGGCAACCUAUACACAUCGUCAAUGACUGACAGCGAUUACGACAGCCAAGGGAAGUCAUCGCUUAACUCGGUGAACUCAGAAAGCAAUGAAGAUGUCGUAUUUGAUGGCUUGUAUUCAAUGGAUGAGCUCAAGUCCCCAGAAAAUUCUCAAGGUGAUAAAAUGGGAUUGUUAAAGAAUAACGAAUUCUCGAUCUCCGAUGGCGUUGUGUCCGUCAACAAACCGGCUACCGAAAAUAAAUAUGACGUGGACAGUGACGCCAUCUUGACGUACAUUGAACCCAAGGCUCGGUUGCCGAUGUUCGACAUGAAGUCUCAACCAUAUCUCUCCUCAGUCAGGGAGGAAGUUAAGAAAAGUAUUUCAAGGCUCAUAGAAUUUCGUAGGAAAAAGAACGUAUUGAUGGCUUCCAUGGCUCAAUCACCAUUGCCGUCUACGUCAGUGUAUCCAUACGCUUCCACAUCGUACAGAAUGCCAAGCGCGAUCGUGAGGCCUGAAAGCCCGCUGCCAGCGCCAAUAAGCCCAAAAGUAGUGACAAUACCGGAGAUACCGAAAAUGUACAUAAAUAAGAAGCAGUCUGAGCAGCUCGCUAAACUUAAAAAUGAAGUGGACAGAUAUCUGCACACAACUAAUAACAUAAAUCCGUCUCAUACGGUGACACAGUUUGGUAAAUCAGACUUGGAGGGGGCUAGAGUCAGUAAUUAUUCAGCAUUGGCUAAUUCCACUAUUGAUCCUGUCGCAGAUAUAUUAAGGCAGCACAGCCAAUAUAUUACAAAGUCUUUCACACCACCUGGACCGAAUGUGGUUAGUGACAAAAAAAUAAUUCAUCUACAGAAUAUUCCAUCUACACAUGUCGUACCGAAGAUCAUAAAUACCUCGGGAGCGGCAAAAAAACAAAAGAAUUACCAAGAAUUUCUCAAAGAAUUGCAAGAGUCGAUCAACGCUGGCGCCGGCGUAGUGUCACAUGAUAAAGUUUCGCCUGCAUCAAGUAUGUAUGCGAGAAAAAACAUAAAGCCAACGAACCGACUAACGCCAGUUGUUCCCCUUAACUUGAAAGUCGAAGAUAAAAUAACUCCAAGUGCCAAACCACAGACAUCACCAAAGAAAUUGGAUACAUCGCUCAACACUUUCUCGCGCCUCAGUUAUAUGCACAAAAACAAACAAAGCGACGUGAAGCUGCAUCAAGUGGUCAGCGCGUUAAUAGAAAAUCAAAGUAAAAACCUGAAAAAGUUACCAGCGCCGUCCGGUGACGAUAGGAUUCAAUCGGAACAGAGAGGCCCAAGAUCUAAAUGCCCACAAACUAAAAAUGAGACUUCGACUCGCCCUGUCAAGAGUACUACAACCAAAUUAAAUAACAAUAUAUUGAUUAAGAAAAUGGAGAAACCAGCAACAACUGUAAGCCAGUCUGCGAAUGCAUGUCCCGUGAUCACAUCAAUUUUGCAAAAUAAUCACACAAGCACAGCUAAACCGGCAGAGAUAAGAAAUGAGGUGCACACGAAGAAUGUUCUUCAAUCUCACCAAAUCAGACAGGAAACGAAACCCACAUCGCUUUCAGAGAAAGAUCAGAAUGAUUUACUGCUUUUACUUCGACAGCAAAAUAAAUUAAACGCGUCGUAUACACCGCCCAAACAUGAUGUAAUGCAUAACAGAGAUGGACAUAUUACACACACCAUUGCACAAAACUCUACCUCCAGCAGUGUUACUACCACAAGAUAUGUGAGAAACACCGAUAUGCCUCUAUCUAACAAAGAUAUGCAAGCCAGUAAACCAAUAAUUUUUGAGAGUCAUAAAUCAAAAAAGCAGCCUAUGUUCCAGACUGGUAUGAAAGUCCAAAACAGUUCAUCUACAGUUCCAAAGUCGUCAAUACCAAAAACAGCAAACUCAUCACGAUAUUCCUCAAAAACUGAAUCACGUGAUCAAAACAAUAUUAAAAAGACUGAUGCUAAAAUGGAUAGUAAAAUAAAUAUAAAGAAUGAACCGAGUAAAAUUGCCAAAACAGCCACAGAUUGGGAGCGUGUCAUGGAUGCAAUUUUAGCGCAGAAAACUCCUUGCAGGGGUCCAAAAGCAUUGGAUGUAGCGUUAAACAAAAGCUCAUUCGAAAAGGCAUUUACGGAUAGUUUACAAAACCAGAAAUUAAUGAAAUCGCAUUCAAUGGGAGAACUUAAUGGGGGCAAGGUUCUAGAUUUAAAACGAUUUCCGUCUAACGAAACACCUGGCGUCAUUUUAGACAAGAAUAGUCAGAACACUCAUCAUUCAGCGUCUAAAAAGUCUUCGUCACGGAAGUCAUCCACUGAAUCAAAGAACUCUUCAAAGAGUAGUCUUUUAAAAUCUGCACCGAAUUCAUCUGAUGUUGCCAUUAUGAGCACCUCGAAAUUACAUACUGAACUAACGCGAAAAUCUAAUCACCACGAGUUGCACAGAAAAUUAUCUGCUGAAGAAUUGCAAAAACAAUUUACUUGCCCAUUACCGAAAGAUGACGAUCCUUUCAUUUCGGGAAUAGCUAACUCGGAUUACGAUCUCCUAGAGGAAUUGAUGGAUGACGACUUGCGCCAAGAAAUUGGUGAGCUUUCAACAGAUGAAGACGAUUUCAACCCGUCAGCGCCAAACGUGUCAAAAAGGAAAAAUGUUAUAACUGAAAAACGCAUUGCAGAAGCUUACAACAAAUUAACUAAUACCAUACCGAUAUCGGCAACAUCUCCCAUUAAUUUAUGCAUUAAGUCUCGUGAAGCUAAAAAGACUGUAGCCCCAAUGCCGACUUUAAAAUGUGAUAAUAAAACCCCAAGUGGUUAUGGCACUCCAGUUCAACCAGCAGAACCUGGAUAUAUUAAUAAUAAAAUGGCAUCUUCAAAUCGUGUUGCGUCCAUGCCUGUGAAUGACAUUAACUCAAAGGUACAAAAGGCUCAUAAGUUACCAAAAUCUCUAAGGAAUGAGCGGGUUGUCAGUGCUAAUAAUAUACUUCCUGCGUUGGACACUUCUAAUCUAUAUAUCGCAGCUAUACCUAAAGAAGGAUUUCAGAAUGUUGUACUUCUCGAUUCUGAAAUAGUUUACGAUCGUUAUCCCGCGGCCCAACCAACUGUACAUUCAACUGUUAAAAAUGUACAACAGAAAUUGAAUAUUCCACCAAGUAAAGUGCCAAAUGUAGCACCAGUAUACCCAACAAAUCAAUUUACGAUACCUGAAGUCAACUCAACUACAACAGGAAAUACUAAGACAGUAACCAAAAAGAAAGAGAGCUCUUCAGUUACAGAUUCUGUAGACUCUUUUAACACUGCAUUACAUAUUUCGAAACCAGUGAACUCUGUUUUCGCACAGCAUGGCGCGAAUUUUUUUAAAAAUGUUUCUACAUUGCCUAACGAAGACAAAUUAAAAGUUGAUGAUAACAAUCCCAAAACUGACAACAAAGUGAUCUUCGAUUUAACCUCAACCAAGGGUUGUGAUACAAAACUUUUAACCGAAUUACAACAAAAGGAACAAUUGCUUUGCAAAGAAGUUUUGCAAAUAGUCGAAGAUUCAAAAAUAUCUCAAGAAAAUGUUAUUAAUAACGAAAAAGAUCAAGACCGACUGGUGAAGAAGCGAAUAUCAAUUAUUAACAGAAAACUAUCUCAUCGGUUUGAUAAUGAGCCUAUACCACUGUCAUUUAGUCCCCUUGCCUCCGACGCUCACAGCAUAGAUAGUGAGCGACUCGUAAUUAAAGGCAAUGGCAUAAUACCUCAGAAAGAAACUGAUUUAAUACCAACAUCUGAGGUGAAAGCAAUGCCCAAUACUGACUUGCUUAAUUCAUCUAUCAUUGAAACCAAAGAUACUAAUGAGUCCAUAACCAUAGACAAUAUUCAGAAUAAUAUAGAAAACGGAACAAAUAAACUUGGAUGUCGUCGUAUAUUACUACGUUCUUCGAACAAAUCUGAUGGUCAAAUAUUAACGAAGCAAAAUUUAAAUGUGGCAAGUGGCAGGAAGGACAAUUUAACUCUGCAAGAUAACGUUCCUUCUGAUAUAGUUACUCCAGUGAUUGAGAAUGAAAAAGAAACACCUAAACCAAGAGCAAGAAAGCGAGCCCCGAAGAAACCGUAUGUUGCAAAAUCCAAUGACAGCAUCGAAAAGACAAUAAAUAAGAAAGAAAAAGUAUCCAAGAAAUCUAAGGGUGUUGCAAAAAAUCAGAAGAAAAGAAAUAAGAAGAUUUUAAAGCACAUCAAUUCUUCCAAUAACAUGGAAUUUGAUCUUGAUAUUGAAGAUGCGUUAUUAGGCUCAAAAAUACCUAAAAUUUUCGAAUCAGAAGAAACUAUUCUGCCAGAUACUUCUGAGAUUGAUAAAAUCGUUCAUUACCAGGGAUCCACAGAGUUGCUUGAUGGUGGCUCGGAAGAAACUGUUCAGAUAGGGCCUAAACCUGUUGAAACAGAAUUAUUUGAUGAUCUCACACAAUUUUCUUGUGAUACUGUGUCUUUUGAAAAUAUUAUUAAAGAAAGAGCACUUGCUGAGUUCCACAAAGAAAAUACAGCAUCACCAAUACCUGUACUGACAUCAACCGAUGUGGAAACCGUUCUCAAAAAGGAAAAAAUUACCACGAAAAGUGAGUUAUCUUGUAAAUUGAAAACAACCACUCACAAGAUACAUGAAAUUAACGAAGAAGAUCAAAAUGCCACUGCGCCGGAGGAAAGUGUAAUUACACAAACUAGCCUUGCAACGCUUGGAUUGGACAAAGAUAAUGCUCCAUUUUUCAAGCAGGUGAUCUCUGAGAUAGAGCUUACAAAAUCUAAUAAGCAAAAAGAAUACACAGAAGAGGAAAAACUUAAAGAACAAAAUACGGACAACAUUAAACAACAGAAUAUCAUUAGCGAAGAAAAACAAAUUCCACAAGAAAUUGAACGAAAGAACGCAGAACACGAGAUAGAACAAAAGGAAAUCACUGAAGAGAUCAAACAUAACCCAAUCUCAGCCGCUGAACAAAAGCAAACCUGUGAAGAAUUUGGACAAAAACAAGGUUCGGUAGAGUUCGCACAGAAUGAUUUCACAGAUGACGUUAAACAAAAACGAACAUCGGAAGGGAUGGGACAGAAGGACAUCACCGAAGAGAAUGUACACAAAGAUAUUUUAGAAAAAGUAAAACAAGACAAAGGCACUGAGGUGAUAGAAAAACAAAUAACUCAUAAUACCGAACAGAAGCAUAUCGCUGAAGUGGUCGAAGCAAUACAGGUCAUAGACAACGACCCAUCUCCGAUUGUUGAAAAGCAAUCUUCUAAAGUAAAAGACAUAAAUAGUUUACCGGAAAGUAAAGAUUUUGUUAAUCUCGUAAAUGAUAAACAGCCAACUAAUUUGGAUAACUCUACGUCUUCUACAAUAAAAGUAGACAAUGGCCCCGAAAUACCUCAGCAUUAUAAAGACAGUAUUAAAAUAGAACAAAUAUUGGAUGGCCCUAAAGACCCCCUGAAGCAAUGUCUAAGAAUAAAAUUACCAAAUGGCAGAACGUUUAAAGCUACCGUGCAUGGAAGAGUACUAUUGAACUUUGAUGCAUUAUUUGAAGACCCUGCAUUGAAAAAAAUGUUAUUGAGCAGUCUUACUGAUAAAAAAUGUUAUACAUUGAACAUUAAACAAGUAUCAACAGCAUCCAUGGAUAACCCUAACAAGAUAGUUGAAACACGUAUCCAGGAGAUAAAUAUAGAGCCAAAAACUACGCCGAACUUGCUUGAGACUAUAAACUUGCUUAGUGAUGACGAAGAUGAAGAGGUGGUUCAGUAUUUUGAGACUGAAUUUGGCAAAUUUAAAAUACAAUCCUUGCCAAAUGGAAUAUUUUCAAGUCAUCAGAAAAAAUUUAAAGAGAACUGCCAAGUUCGUUUAAUAACAAUGAACAAACAAAUUGCAAAAAUUGAUGAAAAGUUAGAAACCCCUAAAAACCAAAUAUAUCCGGAAACAAACAAAACUAAGCGGGAGAUUAGACGUAACGCAAUUCCGCCGAAGAUAAAUAAUACUGUAUUUCAGGAGUCAGAAAUAAUACAGAUUGACGACUCGUCAAAUGAAAGUUUAGUGGAUAUACCUACUUGCAAAGAAGUUCAAAAUGAUAAGAGAGAAUCUGUUGAUCCAUUGAAAGCUUUGAACUUGAAUUGCUAUGUAAAGCUUACUAACUGUGAUGAACUUGUAAAGAAAUAUGAAACUCAAAAAGCUUUAAAACAAAAAUGUUAUGUUGACCUGGUUAGAAUUGAAACUAACACGCUAAAUUAUAUAAAUCUAUGUUCGUUGGAAACUAGUAAUGAGGAACAUGAAAUACAAUUCAAACCGUCUUCAUGUUCACAUGAAGCGGCAAAUGGAAGAACUUCGCCUGUUAUGGAAGCUUACGACUUGAUUGCAAAGUCAUUCAACAAAACCAAUGGAACAGGAAAAAUAUAUCAAGAAACAAAGUACCAGCAACAAGAUACAUAUAUGUGCAAAUCUUUGUGGUUGGAAACAAAGCCUAUCUUAUCACAAUUUACGAAUAACAAUAAACACGUGGCUCCGAGAAAUGGCUUUAAACGUGUACAAUUAGAACGCACCUGCUUUAAUGAAGCUCUACCUACAAUUAGUAAUCAAACAUUUAAUCCUGCAGAUCUUAAAACGCUUUUACUGAAGUACUUUCAAAAUAACCCUGAAUUGAACUAUACCUUCCCACCAUUUAUACCUAAUAUUCCAAAAUACAAUGCUUCGAGAAAAACCUCUCAUUUGUUGAAGAGAAAAUUAUAUACAGAUGAGAAAAAUGUUUUAAAUAAGAUACCAAAAUUGAACACUACAUUAGAAACUAUGACGAAACAGGAUAAAUUUAUCGAAAUUGGUAAUGAAUCUGAAAUGCAGGGAAAUAUAAUCCCUACAAUACCUAGCGGCUUAAAAGUAAUAAACAUGAACUUUGCUGGCAGUGAUAGUGAAGUCAUUAUGUUAACACAAUAUAGUCAAGAUGUUAAAAUGGAUACGGCUCCGAAUAAUAUUCUUCAUUCAACUAUUGUCAAUGAAGAAUCUAACACUAAAUCUGAACAAGAAAACGCCACAGAGCUAGGUGUUGCACCUCAUAAGGACCAAGGAAACUUAAAUACAAUUGAAAGCAACAAUAACACUUUAGAUGAUAAUAUUCUAAGUGAAAAAUUAAAUGUUAUUCAACCUAAUGUUGACACACUUGAAAAAUCAAAUACUGUUACAAAAUCGCUAUCAGAUACCGAAGAAUCGACAACCAUGGACGUCGACUCAACAUCUUUAACAUCAAUAGCUAAUGCGAACACUGAUGGCUCGCAAACCGAAACUUUACUUCCACGUGAAGAACUUUACAAUGAAAACGUACAGCCCAAAGAUGAUAAAGAUCCUUAUGUGCAUGACGCAAACAGUGAUGAUAAAAUAAUUACUGGUAAUAAUGGUAUUAAAAUGCCGGAGCCUAUCUCAAAAAACGAAAAUGCUGUGCUGGAUAUUCAAUCGUCGAAAGAAGGUAUCGAUAAUGUCAUGGUUUUGAAUGACUUAGAAAACAAUAACACUGACCGUGUGCAAAGCCAAGAGAACUAUGAAAAUAUUGAAACUGUUAUACCUGAGUAUACACAGCGCAUUUUAGUGUCCCAAACUACCACUGUAAAUGUUGCAAAAUUGGAAACAUUGACACAAACAAAACUUUACGAAAAACCUAAUGACCAACCAUCUUUUAACAACCGGGCAAAGCAAUGAGAUGCAACUUCACCUAAAAAAUAUGACUACAUGGUAACCGCAAAUGAACAUAUUAAAACCUCGAAUAGUGAGUUUAUUAUGACAAGUUCAGAGUCUGGUCGCACAACUGUUAAGAUGUAUGAAGUAUUGGAAACAUCACAAAUAGACGAAGUUGAAGAUAACAAAACUAGUUCAGUUCUUUCAAUACAAGAGGAAAAUAUUGAACAUGAUAGGUCUUCUCAUAGCAAUAACUCUUGUUCUAUUUUGGCAGACAAUUCUGACGAUCCCACUAAUAUUUCAAAUACACAUAUUGUAACGGAUAGUGAAUUCACUAGUGCCCAUUCAGAGUCUGAAAGUGCAGCUGAGACAACCGAAUUGCAACAGAAAGAAAAUUUGCAAACAAUAAAAGAAAUCGAAAUUACAAAGAAUAGAAUGUGCGCGCUUUCUGCAGAGGACGGUAUCAUUCCAGAAAAUAUUUCUACCGAUUCUAAUAAUUGUGAUAUUAAUAUACCAAAGAAGUUAAAUAAAGUAGAAGAUUCUAACCUUGAGUUGACUGAAAUCUAUUCUGACUGCAAAAUUACGACUAUGACAAUGACUAAUGAAUCAGAAAAGAAUGAAAUAAAAACGAAUAAUACAAAAGGACAUAACGAUCAUGAAUCAUGUCAAAUUUCGACAGCUGAAACUACGGACAUGGAAAUGACAAAUGAUCAGACAAUUGUUUAUGAGAUCAUUGAUACUUAUCCGCAAGACGAUGAAACAGAUGCUGAAUCACUGCCAGAUUUAGAAACAACGGAUCAGAAUACUAUUAAAGAGAAUAAAAUUAAUACAAUAGAUACGGAUAAUGAUUCCCAUGUGUCUACUAGGGAUAUGCAACAUUGUGAUAAUGCGGUUAAAGAGUCCAAUAAAAAUAAUCCAGAGAAACCUCUGGAAUUUUUGAGCAUUAAAGCUGAUGAAACCCAUUCUGACCAUGAAGAUAUUCACACGACUCGUGAAGAAGCAAGAACAAUAAAUCAGAAUAUAACGGAUGAAACUAAAAGUGACACGGCAGAAAAUCAAAGUAAUUAUCAUUUUGAGAUUUCUGUUGACGUGGAACGUUGUGAAGAUGAAGAAAACUUUAAUUAUGACGAAUGUAUUAGUGAAAGUCCUACAAAUUUGAACUCUAAAACCAUUAAACGCCAUUCGGAAUUUGAAAAACCAGAAGAAUUUCAACAUGUUAAUGAUGUUGAAGCGAACAUAUCAACAAACCAAGAUUACAAAGAUCUAGUUAUACCUUUUACUGAUGUAUUACGAUUCAAACCUGUGUUGCAAAAGGGCAUUGACGAAACUUUCAAUACUGAAAAUACUACAGUUCAAAAAUGCCAAAAAAUAACUGAACAUCUCAACAUUCCAACCGCAUAUCAAGUAUCAAGCAAAGAGCAAAAUAUAAUUGAAAAUGAUUAUCCAUUGCAACACAAUUUAUUGAAACCGGAGCAAAAAUUGAGAAUAAUUGGUGAUCAUGAUUAUGUUAGUGAUUUUCCGGUAAUAUCAGAUUGCAAACAGUCUAUUGAAAAAGUUAAGAGUAUUAGAGACUGUCUGGAAAAUAAUGAUUCAAACAUCGACGUUCCAAAGCAAAAAACUAAUACUUCUAUGGUAGAAGAUUGUGAUUUACACGAAGAUUACAAUUUGCUUAUGCCUAAACAUACUUACAUAAAGAAGCGUAAAAGUAUGAGGAUCAUCAAACGGAAAAAAGAUAUGUCUGAUUUGAAAUUUAACGUCAAACGAUAUAGAAAAAGUCACAAUAUUGAUAGUCCAAAAUUUUAUGUAUCGCCCGAGGCAAAAACCACCUAUUGUAAAGAAUAUAAGGAUUUAUUUAAAUAUAAUAGUUCAUUGAAAUUUUCAUAUUCUCGACCUUUUCACAAAGAAAAUAUAGAAGUUCAUGAACUUUUGAAAAAUUGGCCCAUUACGAAUACUACUGUUAUUAAAAAUCUGCCGGACAAUGAUGGAGAAAAUCUACUAUUUAUUGAUUUAAAUAACACAGAGAAGCCAAACAAUAUAAUAACCCAAUCAUUAGCAGACGAAUUGGUUUGCGAAGAUGUUGUAAUAAAUAAUCAUUUAGAUGAAAUUAAAGAAACCAAUUUCAAUAUGGGUUUUGGUGAGAGGUCCGGCAGAGUCAUACAAAAUUUGGAAGACAGGGAAGAUGUUUCUGAAGUAUCGGCUGCGACUCUGUCGGACGUAAAACAAAAUCAGCCGGUUUUACAGUCCGAAAAUAAGGAUUAUUUUUGUCACCCACAGAAUACUAGAGAAAAUAUAAAAAAUGAUUUAAUUGAUGGCAUUAACCUUUAUUAUACUUCUAUUAAGUUAAAAAAUAAAGUAAAAGAUUUUUUCAAUAAAUCGGCCAUUGAAUUGAAUUCAAUGCAAGAUUACGGGAAAUGCAAUAAAGACUGCAAUGAUUAUGAUAUGACACAAUUUCCGUUUGGUUUGAAUUUCGGCGAUUUCAUCAAUCCUCCUCCAGUUGAAAUGACAGUUCAAGUCGUUCAAGUCGGUCAGCUGCCUGUCAGUGCUGCUGCUCAAAACCCUGUCACUUGCGACCCACGGGUGACUCAAGUAUCGGACGCAAGUCCACCUCAAUGUUCUGCGGAGAAUAGCAUGCAUGACGAUCAACUAACAAACAUUAAAACUGAGUAUACCGAAUUGACUACAGCAGACAUAACUCUGCCAAUGGUACAUGAGUACGAAUAUCAUGAUCCAUCGACACAUUACGAAUAUCAGGAAUCAUCAAAUAUACCCAUUAUAAAUGAGAAUAUACCUAUACAAACAGAGAUUAAGUCUGUGGUCAAAAUUGAGCUAAUGGAGGAAGAAGACAAAAUGGAACAGCAUGAAAUGUUGGAACAUAAUUGUGAUAUACAUGAUCAAGAAGUCAUUAAUAACGUAGAUUAUUCAUACGAAGUAAAUAACACAGAGAUGUCCCCGGAACCUCCGCCACAUAUGGAAAUGAUGUACGAUAGUGAAAAACAAAGUAAUGGCAAUGAAGAAUUUUCACCGUUACCACACCAGAAUGGGCAUCCCGAGAAAACUGACCAGAUCGCGCAUGCCAUGAAUGCAGCUGGCAUAUCAACCACUGCUGAAACUAUGUCAAACUCAGACACCACUCACGUCCACGAAUUUAACAUGCUACCCCAAAAUGUAGAUGGAGAUGGAGCAUUAGCAAAUGGGAAUGAUUCAUAUCCUAAAUCUACGGCUAUUAAUGCAAUGGCAUUGCAACAAGCCUUGGCACAAAUACUGCCACCUCCUUUGAAUCAAACCAAUAGCACUGAAAACAACCAACAAACAUCUAAUGCGAUUCCGUCACAAGUUUUACACAUCGUUCAAGGGAAAAAUACAUCCAAUCAGAUUACUUUGGUUGACAACGCCCAGACGUCUGUCAUUAAUCCACCAAAUGCCACGUCCGUACUGCAUAUUGUCCAAAAUAAGAACGUUGCGAACAAUGGAAAUACGCCUGCGAACGCUUCGCCCCAGACUAAUACCUUCAGCGGGCUAUCGCUCGUAGAUGCCGCAUUGCAAAAAGGCGGUAAUCAACUUCUUCACAUAGUGAAUGCUGGAAAUCAGAAUAACAAUAAUGCAGGGCAGCUAUUGAAACGUGUAAAUUUAUUAACUAAUCUCACCCAUGCCCAAGGAGGAAAUGAACAGAAAAUGGUUCAAUUUGUCUGCAAGUCAGCCGAUGGCAAGCCCAUUCAGCUUAAUGCGUCACACCAACGAAGUAUGGUGUUACGACUACAGCCAGUUGAAACUCCUCCCGUGCAAACUAAUCCACCGAAACCUUCAGAAAAUCCUGAGUUGAGUCCAACACAUAACAUUGCAAAUGCAAAUAAUGACGCGUCUCAAGAUAUAAAGCCGCGAUCCGUGUAUGACGAUAACUACGCUAAAUACAUGCAGGGCGGAUCUACGCCAGGUUCAGAAAAAGGCACUAGUUUGCCAAAAUUCAAUCAGGCGUUUGGAAAGCAAGUGUAUCAAGAAGACAAGCAAAACGAACUCAAUGGAAAUUCGCACAUGCCAGUUAAUUCUGAUGGUGAAAAUACUGAAUGCCCGUCACAAGAUAAUCCCCUGAAUCUAGACCACAUGGGCCAAAUAAAUAGCCCACCUUUAUUAUUGAGGAAAUCACCGUCACAAACUAGCCAAAACCAACAGCCCCAGCCAAACAUAGUGCAACAAAUAAAGGAAACUAUAGCUCCAAUGAAUAUCCAAACAAUGCACGGAGGUGUAAUAUACACCCGUCAGAUCCCUGUAAACAUCGGCGGUGGACAGACUAUAAACUUGAUUACUGUUCCUACUACAGAACUAGUUGAUGAAUCUGGACAAAAACAACAAGCUGAAGUGAAGUUUGUAAACCAAACCGGGAUAGAGCCCUCGAUAAUAAAAAUCGUUCCCCAAACUCAACCAGCUACUAACGGAGAAACUCCCCAAGAAAACAAUUCCCAUGCAGGAGGGUCGAACGAGAACAACAAUCAUAACCCCCAACCGCAACCAGUAUUGACACAGAUGCGAAUAAAAUUACCUAUGCUCAGUAAAGCUCCAAAUAUGGUGUCGGGAGCAAGGGUCAUCAGGCCGUCCUUUUUCCACAUACAAAGGAACGUGAUUGGCGGUGCGAAUCAGCAGGUAUACCAACAAUUAGUCCUUACAGCGGCGCCGCAACUUGGCCAGCAAACUAUACGGCUACCGCAAGCUCAAAACUCGCGGCCUCAGAAAACUCCAGAUAAUCAAUCGACAAAUGAAUCUCAAAUGAGUACGUCAACGCUAGAACAACUCCGAGAGUUUGACUUGGUACUUGAGCAAGUGAAGGAGAGAAGUACCGUGCAGCCGAACGGGAUUAUCCCUGGUGCUUUCUCUAAAAUAAAUACAACGUCAACAGACACGACUGAUAGUGCUGCGAACGCUACUUCGACAAAUACAGAGGCAACGCAGCAUCAAGUGCUUUAUUCGAUUGGCAACUCUCAAUCGUUGAACGUGGCGUAUGUUAACAGAAAGACGCCUGCGCCAACGCCAACGACAUCUACAUACGUUAGAUCUCCUGACUCGUCAGGAAUAGUGGAUUCGUCUACAUCGUCAUCAUCAUCUCAAGCCUCAACUUCGCAUGCUAUUACCACGGAGGCACGAACGAGCGAUCCACCUCCUCAACCGAAAAAGUCCCAUAAAUCUAAAUCGAGACCAAAAGCAUCUUCCAAUCCUCCGAACACAUUGAAGCUGAAUACAACGCCGCCAAAACCCUCGUCACAAAAACCUUUAGAAGAUGAACAAACUACACAAAGGAUUUUGUACAUACUAGCCGAAUAUAAGGAGCAGGUCGAAAACUCUCCCGAUAAAGACAAGCCAGCGCCGCGUCGAAGAAAUAAUCCGCCGACAACGCCAUCUGGGUCUUCGAAGCGUAAGAAAGGUUCGGGCUCCCGGAGGCACGGGCCUCGGGACAUGAGUCCAAUCCAUGGUGAUGAAACUUGCCGAACAAUGGGCUCUGAAGACAGUAGCUGCGGCACCUCUCUCGGCGACUGUAAUGACAGCUGUAUCGACAGCCACUCGCCUCAAGACAGUCCGCGCAAAGUUGUGCGGAAACUAACAUUUGACCAUGAACCGCAUAUUACGCAUCCUCGGCCGCAACCGCAACGAAAUGUGAUCGUAGCUGACGGUCAGACUAUAACAGUGGCUCGGGGUACCGCCGGCAAACCUACCACAGCUGUUCUAAUGCCAGCAAACUACAUCUUGCCCGUUUCAAUGGUGAAAGGCGGACAACAGAUCGCGAUAGUCACCAACCGUGGUCCGAAACUGCUCACGGUCAGCAGUGGCGGUGAAGGUGGUACCACCAAUGCGCUGUUGUUGCAAAGGUUGAUUGGACCAGCUGGACUGAAACCAGUGUUAGCGCGUCCAGGAUUCCGCCAUGUCCGUUUACCAGCAUCAGCGUUGCACAACCUGCAAGCUUUCAAUUUGACGACUGCAACGACCGCCCAACCGCCCGACAGCACUGCCUCGCCCGCUCCAGCGCCGACUCCGCCUGACUUGGUCGAAACACGAGCUACAAGCUCCCCGUGGACAGACCGGGAGUUGCAAGAAGUGAAGCCCGAACGCGGGUCCAGUCCCGAAGGCUCGGAGCCGUGGAACUUGCAUGCUGUCGACCCACAUGACUAUUCAUAUGAAGAAACGGUGCGGACUGAGAACAUGGACCGAACAGUACUUGUUGUUCACAAGAGGGAAGGUCAUCGUCAACAUAGACUGACACACGUCUCGGCGGCUGCUUUGAGACACAAAUAUGCCAUAUUGGAACACGAGCUACGAUUGCAGAAAUCAUUGUCUGAAGAGUGUGAAGACCUCGGCGUUGACUCGCCGUCCGCCUCGGAAUUGUUCCCCGAGGCGGAAUUGUUGUUUACGGCGUCUCCGGCCCAUGAACAAGCGCAGGAGCACUCGCAUUCUUCCCAACCGGUAAUCCACAUACCAAAACCAGAUCUCGAAGAUCAAAUCGCGACAGAUCGUCUCAUCUCUCGGGACAUGCACGACCGUCCGGAUUUGAACAUAGGACUGGAGGACGUCGGCAUUGUAACCGUCAGCGAGGAUGGUAUGCAGACCACCAUCGCGCUCAACCAGGAGGAGUUUGCAAGAGCUCAUCCUAAUACCACGUUCCAUAGUGAGCCUAGCGAAGAAGGGGAGGUGCAACCAUUCACGAUAGCCGGUCUAAAGAGUCGUCACAUAACAUCGACGAUAUUCCACGCGAAUCGCGCGCCGGGCACGGUGCUGGUGGCGGCGCCGCAGACCACCGUCAUCUCGCAGGCCACCGCCGAGCCCGCCGUCGCGCCCAACACUGUCAAGUACGCCGACAUCGAGAACAUGAUCGACUCUCUGCCCGGCGCUCACAACAAUAACAUCAACCUACCCUCAGUCGUUGUAAAAGACGACGGAUUGUCCAGAUUCGACAGCCUCCUCGCCGAGUCCAGAGAGGUGCACAUCUCCAAUGCUACCUCGGCUAUCGUGCACUCGAGCGGUAACGCUACGCAAGUCAUCAGGCGAGUGUGCUUCGACGAUGACAAGCGAGAAAAGAACGGAAAAUACCUGAUCGACGAGCCCGAUGCCAUGAUGGGCGAUGAGUCGAAACUUGAAGACAUCUCCAGGGACGCCCAUUUGGGACCGAUGCGGGACGACGUCGACGACAGAUCGUCUCCCGAGCGACACGCGGAGCUAUUUUGGGAGUCGAAUUCAAUGGCCGACCGUUUCGAGAGACGUAGGCGUUUAGACUUCAGCAGCGAUAGCGAUAAAUGCUGCAGGAGUCCGACAUUUGACGAGACUAAUUCCGACUCUGGUGUGGGCGUGCACAUGCGACUCGAUUCGGUGAUCAAAGAGGCGCGAGGUGUCGAACGGACGAGUUUCGACAGCCCGCCCAUCGAUGAUCACCCGCCGCUGCGCACGUACCCGCCCAAGAGAAUGUACCUCAAUACAGAAGCAGAGAUGGACAGGAGCCUGACGGGGAAGACGCGGGCCGGGGCGCGGUCCCCAGACAUGCUGGAGGUGCGGCGGCGAUCGUCGGUGCGCGGCGUGGUGAAGCGCGGCUGCCACUGUUGCAACGGCUCGCCCGCGCCGCCGCGACCCAAGAAGGCCCGUCCAAAGAAAACCAUCAUGGACUUUAACGCUAAUAAUUAAUGUGAUUAUCUACUUGUGAUUAAGUGCUGUGGCUAAGUUUAUUCAUUACGUACAGGCCAGCACUAGACUGAGGCCAGAUCUCUUCACUCCGGUUUCAUUUAGGUGUAUAUUAAAAUUGUUACACUUUGUUUUUGUAUAUAAUUUUGAUAAUUUAAUUCUGCAGAUAUGACGGGCGAUUAUUUUUGUUAAUUUCUUUUUAGAUUGUCCUUGAGGCGUUAUUGUUAAGUUGUGAUGUCACUGAUCAGUUCAAAUUCAUUUGUUUAACGGUAAAAGUUAAGAACAAUUUUACUUAAAUGUUAAAAUUAUCCUUAACUAGCUUUUGCUCGCGGCUUCGCCCGCGUGAAGGUGUUUUCCAGGAUAAAAUUCCACUGUUUGAUAAAAGUCUUGCUACAUAUUUUCCCGGUACUUAUAGGUUCAAACUAAUUUUAUCCCCAAUCUAUAAUUUCAGUUCAAUCAGUCGAAAAUCUAAGAACAUUUAUACA